Triticum aestivum (bread wheat) is the source of this 1436-nucleotide messenger RNA. RefSeq lists its product as uncharacterized. Gene Ontology annotation, biological process: defense response. The record is from RefSeq and is a predicted model, not a curated record. Bases 192 to 1109 code for a protein of 305 amino acids. Lineage: Eukaryota; Viridiplantae; Streptophyta; Magnoliopsida; Poales; Poaceae. The transcript has 2 exons.
CACCACCCGUUGGCAGGACUCGUUCAUAACCAUCGGAUCGCACGAUACCUGCUCGCAUCCACCGUUCGUUCAAAAUCCCACUGAGACGACCGAAGGGGGAGAGGGGGGCGAGCCUCAAAUCUCGCCGCCGCCUCGUUUCGCGACCCCUCUCUUCCCCGAGCAAGAAACCCUAGCGCCGCCGCUCGCCGGCGAUGGAGGCGCCGGACGAGGAGGCCGGCCUGGGGCUCCCGGAGGGCGAGCGGCUUCUGGAGGUCACCAUCAUCUCCGCGCAGGGGCUGAAGCCGCCUUCUGGACUUCGGCGGCGGUUGCAGGCGUACGCCGUGGCGUGGGUUGACACCGCGCACAGGCUCCAGACGCAACCCGACCGCUCUGGCGGCCCCGAUCCGGCUUGGCACGAGCGGUUCCUCUUCCGCGUGCACGAAGCCGCGCUCGCCGAGGAUUCCCGCGCUGCCGUCACCGUGGAGAUCUACGCCUCACCGAACGGGGCCUGGCACAUCGGCGGGGACUCCCUGAUCGGAUCCGCGCGGUUCCUCCUCGGCGACAACUGCCUCCUGUCCCGCCCCGUUGGGUCCCCAGCCAUGUUCGCCGUCGGCGUCCGACGCCCCUCCGGCCGCGUCCACGGCCUCCUCAAUGUGGCUGCUAGCCUGGUCGCUGCGCCGCCCUCUCCGGCGGCCUCCCACGCCCUCAGCUUCUCCCCCGCCGUCUCUCUCAGCGGCCUACCCCCUGCCGUCGCCAUCAGCAGCCUCUCCACGGCGCCCAUCUCAGGCCGCGUGCUGCGCGUCCUCAACCGCGCGCAUCCAACACCCCCACCUUCUCCUAAGGUGCUCACGCCCAAGAAGCUGCAGGCCUCGGUGAAGCCCAACAAUAAGGGAUCGGACAACCAGCAGGUCGCGGUGAAGCCAAGUAACAAGCGUGAAGACGAUGCCAGCGAUCAGGAGGGGGAGGAUGAGAACACGUACAUGGGCGGGGUGAUGUUUUGCGGGCCUUGUGUCUUACCAUUCCCGAGAAAGAUUCACACCAGCCCCUCUGACGAGAACCUGCAGGCCUUCGCUGGCAUCUUCUCUAGCGGUGUUGGCAUUGCCAGACGGAGCCCGAGCCCUCGGCACUGAGCCUAUGCAAAACAGGUCAGCUUGUCGGCCGGUCACGGGUUCGAGUCCUGGAAACAGCCUCUUGCAGAAAUGUAGGGAAAGGCUGCGUACUAUAGACCCAAAGCGGCCAGACCCUUCCCCGGACCCUGCGCAAGCGGGAGCUACGUGCACCGGGCUGCCCUUUAGGUCAAGCUUGUCGGCCACUCGCUACAUGGCCAAUUGGCAAUUCAUGUUUGGUUCUUUAUUUACUUGCUGAAAUGCUGUAUUCCGUCAUGUGAAUUUCAAUGCAGAACACUAUAAUAUCUCAAUAGUCUGGCGUUGAUAGCAUCGCUGGUUUGUCACCCUCAA